This is a messenger RNA of Triticum urartu, 1008 nucleotides long. NCBI's taxonomy places the organism in Eukaryota, Viridiplantae, Streptophyta, Magnoliopsida, Poales, Poaceae. The record is from RefSeq and is a predicted model, not a curated record.
AUGGGCGCCUCAUCACUCGUGGAGCACUGCGCCACCGUGGUCGUCGUGGUGCUCCUCGCCGCAGCCGCAGCGGCACGGACGAAUAACGAGUGCCACCCCGGCGACAAGGCGGCGCUGCUGGCCAUCAAAUCCGCCUUCGGCAACGCCUCCUACUUCAACUCAUGGACGUCCGCCACCCCGUGCUGCGAGUGGGCCAACGUCUCCUGUGACGGCUCCACGCACCGUGUCGUCGGCGUGUCCUUGGUGAACGACGCCAGCCUCGCCGGCCCGUUGCCCGGCGCCGCCAUCGCCCGGCUCACCGCGCUGCAGCAGCUGGUGCUGAACUACGUGCCCGGCGUGAACGGCACCAUCCCGCGCGACCUCACCCGCCUCAACGCCACCCUCAGCUUCCUCGACAUCAUCUCCACGGGCAUCUCCGGCCCGGUGCCGUCGUUCCUGUCGGAGAUCACGGCGCUCGGCUACCUCAGCCUCUCCUCCAACAAGCUCACGGGCCCAAUCCCGGCGUCGCUCGGGGACAUGCCCAACCUCUACUUCCUCGACCUCGGCUAUAACCGCCUCACGGGCACGAUACCGCCUCAGCUCCUCAGGAAGGGCUCAUACCUCUACCUCUCCCACAACAAGCUCACCGGCAGCGUCCCGGCCGAGUUCGCCGCCGUGAAUUUCUGGACCAUCGACCUGUCGUAUAAUGGGUUCAAGGGCGACGCCUCGUUCCUGUUGGGCGCGAACAAGCCGCUGCUGAACCUGGACCUGUCGCACAAUGCCUUCAGCUUCAACCUGUCCGCCGUGCAGCUGCCCGAGGGCCUCAACAGCUUGGAGCUGAGCCACAACGACAUCUACGGCGACAUCCCAGAGAUGGUGGUGGACAUGAUGCUGAAUUAUUUGAACGUGAGCUACAAUCGCCUCAGCGGCGUGGUGCCCGCCGGUGGCAACAUGGCCUGGUUUGAUCAGUCCUGCUUCCAGCACAACAAGGGGCUGUGUGGAAGUCCACUUCCACCCUGCAAGCAGUGA